Messenger RNA from Staurois parvus, 258 nucleotides. Lineage: Eukaryota; Metazoa; Chordata; Amphibia; Anura; Ranidae. The record is from the annotation of a GenBank genome assembly.
CAGAGGCGAACUGACCAUUUGGAAACUCGGGCACUGCUCGAGGGCCCGGGGUCAGUAGGGGGCCCCAUGAGAUGCCCCUGGUACCUUUUUCAUAGGCUUUUUUGAGUUUGGGCAAGGACACAGGGGCCCCAUGAUCCCCUCUUGCCCGGGGGCCCCAUGAGUUGUCAGUCCGCCCCUGAUAUGCCCUUUAGUGCUGCCUAUCAGUGCCCAUCAGUGCCACCUAUCAGUGCCCAUCAGUGCUGCCUCAUCAACGCACAU